AUGGACUCGUCUCCCCAAUCCAAGAUGCAAGAACCCACGCUUCCUCUGGCUGGCACCAAACGUUCGGCCCCGAGUCUCCUGCCGCCAUUCGAACCGCUCUCUUCCUCGCCGGGCUUCCCUCGACCCUCCAAACGACAAGCCCGACCCGGUUCCGUGGGAGGAAGCAAUGCGUACCUGAAGUAUCCCACGCCAAUCCCGACCUCGAGCACCGGCAUCCUCUCGUCUUCUCCACCCCGCGUCCACACAAGACCCGGCGGUCCCUCACGAGCCGUCUCCUCCGCCUCCGAACGCACUCCCCUCAGCGCCGUCGCCUCCAUCGAAUUGAACAACAAUGGCGAGACUCUACUCAUGGGCCGUUCCAGCAACUCAUCCCACUACCAGCUGUCCGCCAACCGUCUUGUGUCCCGUGUCCACGUCAAGGCGCGAUACGUGCCCGCGCCCUCGGCAUUGGAGCCGAACAAGAUUGAGAUCAUCUGCAAUGGCUGGAACGGACUGAAGCUUCACUGCCAGGGUCGGACGUGGGAGCUCCUCAAGGGUGAUUCGUUCACGUCGGAGACGGAAGGGACCGAAAUCAUGCUUGACGUCCAGGAUGCACGUGUCAUGAUCCAAUGGCCCAAGAGGGACCGCCGUGAUCGUCUCGCAAGCCCCGAUGACUCGGCCUGGGGUGACUCGCCGCCCCGGUCCGCCGCCCGUGCUGCUGCCGACCUCCUCCAGUCAAGCCCCCUGCGCCGCCCCUCGCGUAUCGAGUCCCCGGAAUCACCGACGCUGGCGCACUUGUCCAGCUCGCAAAGGCUCCAGGCCCUUCUUCCCACUGACGAUGGAGAGGUCCACAUCUAUGAGGACUCCAACGCAGAUGAACCCGAGCUGCCCAAGCUGGCCGACUCUGGCACCAUUGUCGGCCAGAGCUUCGCCACAGAUGCCACCAACUCGUUCUCGUCCGAGCUCAGUGAGCCCGAGGACGAGAACAAUCCGGACGAGGAGAACGACCCCAUCGUCCACUCUUUUGGGCCCUUCGGCGCAGACAUCUCCAACCGCCUGGCCUCAAUCACCACCGCCUCUCCCAAGUUCCCGUCGUUCAAGCGCUCAGGUCUGUCCACGAUCCACGACGAGGCCAAUGCCUCCAACCCUUCCAGUCCCAUCUCUGCCCCGCCCAAGUCGCCCAAGCGUGAAGACGAGGAUGAGGAGGAGGAACUGAAGAAGGCGGCGCCCCCUUACGAGAACCCCGCCGUGCGCAACCACGUUGUCAACCAGCUCGCCUUCUCCCGCCUGUCGUCCAACCCGCUGUCGACCAUCAUGAACAACUUGCCGUACGAGGAAAAGAAAGGCUUGACCAAGGACCAGCUCCGAAGCUUGAUUGAGGCCACGGCGUGCAUUGGCAUCAUCCACCGCCAAGGCAAGGACGCCGCCGGCAAAGCCCUCGAGAGCGAGUACUACUACGUCCCCGAGGCCGAUGAUGACGACCAACGCCGUCUCGCCGUGACCGACGGACUGCGCAAGCCCAGUUUGAGGGCGUGUCGAAAGCAGCACAAGGUGAGCUACGCUGGGCUGAGGGGUUGUUUUGAGGAAGUUGGAACUAACAUUUGCUGCUUAGCAAUACUACUGGAAACGCCCGCGCACGCCUUGAACCAAAUUGCUCUGGCUCUCAUGCCAUGUUUCUGCUUCUACGCCCUUGCCUUGCUCGCGCUGAGCUGA
Messenger RNA from Colletotrichum spaethianum, 1692 nucleotides. Its product is annotated as protein PLM2. The transcript has a single exon. Gene Ontology annotation, molecular function: protein binding. The record is from RefSeq and is a predicted model, not a curated record. Bases 1 to 1692 code for a protein of 563 amino acids. Lineage: Eukaryota; Fungi; Ascomycota; Sordariomycetes; Glomerellales; Glomerellaceae.